Molecule: messenger RNA, 3308 nt
Organism: Acanthochromis polyacanthus (spiny chromis)
Lineage: Eukaryota; Metazoa; Chordata; Actinopteri; Pomacentridae
Gene: stra6l
Product: STRA6-like
Exons: 18
Coding region: 89-2050 (653 amino acids)
Biological process (GO): vitamin A import into cell
Cellular component (GO): plasma membrane
Molecular function (GO): signaling receptor activity; retinol transmembrane transporter activity
Source: RefSeq, a predicted model, not a curated record
GCGAUAUCAAACCACAGUUGCUUCCUUUGUCCAUGCAGCCGAGCAGACACACCGUUCUCUCGACCUCAUAGGCAGCAGCAUAUCAAACAUGAUAAGAAACCAAAGGGAACAGCUUUUCUCCAAUUUUUCCAGAAUUGAUGACUGUCAAAGUGGAAUCUCUGUGGAGCUCUUCCUCCAUCUUUCACUCUUACCAUCAGUGGUGAUUAUAGGGGUGCUCUCAUUCCUCCAGAAAAGACAGAAGAAAUGUACCAUUGACCACAGACUGACCUUCCUAAAGGGGCGUUUUGCUGUUGUAGUGCCUUUGGAUACUAUAGGCGGCCUCAGUAAUCGAUGGUCCUAUGGCUUCGCGUAUGGUGCAGUUUCGAGCAGCGUCCUGCUGCUCUUCUCUGAACGUUACCUCCUCUUCGAUGUUCCAAACUGGGCCAGAGCUAUUGUGUACCUGAUUGGAGCUUUAGAAGUGGGCCUGGCAUAUUUCCCUGUCUUUGCCUGUUUGUCCACACCAUUCAGAAUGGUCGGAGCAGUGCUGGGAAUACUCUACUCUGUGGCCUGGAUCAUCGUUACAGUCUGGGAUACAUUCACCUGUCCCGAUGGUAAGAUCUUGGGAAGAUACCAGAAGAUCAUUUCCCAGUGGCCCUGCAUCCUCUCCUUCAUUUUCCUCCUGGGACGAUUUCUUUAUAUACUGAUUAAAGCUGUUCGAAUACGUCUGCAACUGGAACCAGAGGACCCUGGAGAGCUAAAUGAACAGCACCAGGUGCAGCAUGUUAAGAGACUACUGAGGAAAACAAUCAGUCGGCCACUCACCUGGUUCGAGAGGCGAGUGUAUGACUGGGACCCUUACUUCAAGUUUCCCAACAGGCUCAUUGGCACUGCAAUUAUAUCCCUUAUAGGCCUAUAUUUGAUGACACUUGCGGACUACAGCCUCAGUGAUGUUGCUUUUGACCACAUAGAGAGGUGGAAGGAUACUCUACAACAACUGCAUACCUCCUGUAACCAAACCGGGGCCUUGGAAGUCAUGAUACCAGAGCUGGAGGAAUUCCUUGACGUGGCCAGGAAAUCCUGGCUAGCCACCACCAUCUUUGCCAGUCUCAACUCUGUUGCCUACACCUUCCAUAUUUUAGUAUGUUACAGGAAACAUUUGAAGAGAUUGUGGAAAGGACAGAAGAGUUUUAUCCCUGAGAAGUUUCACAAACCUCGCUCUGCUGUCAGUGUGGCUUCCAUUGCAAGAUACUCUGGAUGGCAAAUAGCUUUUACACUGUGGGGCUACGUGAUAGUCCAUGUUGUCUACUUCCUCUUUGCUAUGCUGUUGGCCUAUGCACUGAUUCUUCCUAUAGUGCAUGGAAAUGUGGCAGCCAUAUUCAGCAACCUGGGAACGAUACUUCUGACCAUCGCUCUGGUGAUCGGCCUGGUGAUUCUCCAGGUAGCUUUGGUUCAGAUCUUCUUCCUUCAGGACAAAAUGUCUCCCACAGAUAAGGAGAAACCUCUGGCUCUCAACAACAGGAAGGCGUUCCACUGCUUCAACUACUUCUUCUUCUUCUACAAUGUGGUGAUGGGAGUCAGCACCUGCAUACUGAGACUACUGUGUAGCAUAGUGGUGGGAACAUGGCUCGUGUCCCGCAUAGACCGAACCAUAAUGCAGAGGGGAUAUGAAACCAUGGAUGCCGGUUACAGUACAUGGAUUGGGAUGAUCUUUGCUGACCAUCAUCAUAACAACCCAGUCAUGGUAUGUUUCUGCCACCUGCUGGUCUCCAACAAGCUGGGAAAGCCCCACACAUCUGAAUACGCCACAUUCAGCGACACUAUGCCAGAAUCCAAUGUUAAUAACCGGGCCAGGAGGCGCUGGCUGUUGCUUUAUACCUUACUGAAGAACCCUCGUCUGAUCCUGCUCAGGAAGCACCACCUCUCUGCAUCUUCUUCAUCAUCAUCACCAUCAUCGUCUGCCCCGUCAGAGACUGUGGUACAGGCUUGGGUCAUGGCAUCUCAAACACAGACCAACCAAACAGGGUUGCAGUCACUACCAGAGAUCACAGUCACACCAGCAGAAGACUGUUAAGAAGAGCACUUCCAUAGAUUCUGGCUUCCAAAAUGAAUCACAUGGCGGUUUCUCUAAAUGUUGCAGAGAAAAAAACUGUGGGGUUUUCAGUGAGUCUGCUUUGAGGGCAAUCAUUUUUCAUAAGUUGGCAGAUCUGAUGUUAUUUGUCACCUGGAUCAUUCGGUGUCAACUCAGCAAGAUUAGAGGAGAUCAGUUGCUGGACCACCUCAGAAUCUCUUGAAACUUUGUAAGAAUGAUCUUCCCAUUUAUUUUGGCUGAUAUUCCAAAAUUUUAAUAAUUUUUCACUCAAUGGAAAUUAUUGAUAAAUCAUUUAUGAGUUGGCAAUUGGAUGAGAUGCCACUUUCAGAUGUUCAUAUCUCUUGAAAUAUACAUCCUCGGGUCUUCAAACUUUCAAAUUCAGGAUUUAUUUAGAAAUUGUAAACAAAGUGGAUUAUCAAAAAAGAUGAAAAUUAUAUCUCUAACACAUAGGAUUUAUUUGAUCAAUUUAAUUUGUGACAAUAAUAUCUGAAUAACAUUACCAAUGCUUAGAAAUCUUUCAUAUGUUAAUAGGCCAAACGGACAUCUUGGAUCAUGCGUAGGCUGAUGAAAUUUAGAAUAGUCAGAGAUGGAAGUAUCAUCUAUUUGUGUGCCAAGUUUCGCUGCGUUGACAUGGAAUGACCCAGCUACAUUAACAUCCUCAAGGAAAUUUCUCACUUAAGACUUACAGGAUAUAUUGCAGACUAUGUGAUCAUAUUAGGUCCCCAGUCUGUCAACUCAGAAUAACAUAAAUACAUUUUUUUUUAAAAGGAAAUCCAGAAUAACGUACUCAUUUGGGUUUAAUUUAAUACAGUUGUGAGAACUAGUGCCACAGAAUAAUUGCAGCAGUUUAAGUGGUUUCAUAGGUUUGUGUUGUCUGUAAUAUGUAAGCUUGCAUUUGACUUGUUCAUCACUGGUCAGAACUAACGCAUCAGCUGUAAAUUUUAAAAUGUGAAUUUGAGUGAAAUUUAUGCUGCUACACUGUAUGCAAACUCUGUCAAGGUUGAAUAGGAAGGUUUGUACAUAAUCACAACCACUGUCUAUUCUGGAUAUGGAUCUGGUGCUUUGCAGCUGGGGUUUUUUUUUUUUUUUUUUUUUUGCAUAGUUUAUUUUGUUUAGAUAAUGUGUCCAAUGCUACACUACAAUUCUGCUUUUUUCUGGGUUUGUAUUGUGGAAUCUAACUUGUUAUAAACAUUUAUGCACAACCGUUUUAUGUUCUCAAUAAAUAUUUGGUUGCAAUAAA